Messenger RNA from Candidozyma auris, 1308 nucleotides. It is a transcript of the gene WBP1, whose product is annotated as dolichyl-diphosphooligosaccharide-protein glycotransferase. The transcript has a single exon. Bases 1 to 1308 code for a protein of 435 amino acids. Gene Ontology annotation, cellular component: endoplasmic reticulum membrane; oligosaccharyltransferase complex. Lineage: Eukaryota; Fungi; Ascomycota; Pichiomycetes; Serinales; Metschnikowiaceae. The record is from RefSeq and is a predicted model, not a curated record.
AUGUUUUUCCCGGCCAGGUUUUCGCUAUACGCACUUUUUGUGCUUGUGUCGUCGGCAUUGGCCCUCACCACAGCCUCCUGGAGCAAUAAACAGGUUUUGGUGAUGUACGACUCUUCCUUGACUCUGCCUGAGAACGUACCAGCUGAUUUGUUCAAGGUGAACGAGGACUUCAAGCUCUCUUUCGUUGACUACAGUGAUGAGGAAGCCCAGCUCUUCUUGGGUGAGGAUGCCAUUUAUCACCACUUGGUAUUUUUGCCUUCUACAAAACGUACCGCAGCCGCUACCGGUAUUGUGGAUAAGUUCAAGUUGCUUGACUUUUUCAACAAGGGCGGUAACAUCGUGGCAGUGCUGUCUCUGGAGAACAGCUUGCCAGAGAGCGUGAGGUUGUUUUUGAACGAAGCGGGCAUUUACCCUGCUCCUAAGGGCUUUGUCGUGGAUGACCACUUCGACACCGUUUCUGUGGGUGCAGACUCUCUUCUCGAACCUAGAAUUCUCCCUGAUGCCGAGGUUGAUAAGUAUGAUGGUACAGCGGCGUUGGUGGGCAACAAUGCUUUCACAUUUCCUCUUGUCAAGGCACCUAAGACCUCCUACACCGUUAACCCCAAGGAUGCUUCAUUGACUGCGGAAAAGACAUGGACUCUUGGUGAACAGGGCUUCUUGGCCGCCGCCUUCCAGGGCUUGAACAGCGCCAGACUCGCCUGGGUAGGUUCGGAGCAGUUGCUCACUAAGGAGUUGGUAAAGUGGACUUUUCAAGAGAAGGGCGUUUUGAAGUUGCAAUUCGUCGAGCACUACAGAGCUGACGAGCCAGGUCUUUCGAACCGCACUCAGUACAGAAUCAAGAACGAUGUGGUUUACACCGCUGGUGUCUCUGAGUGGAAAGACGGCAAAUGGGUUCCGUAUGUUCCUGCCACCGAAGAUGACGUAUUGCAAUUGUCUUUCAAGAUGUUGGAUCCGUACCACAGGCUCAACUUAACUAUCUUGGGCCCUGGUGCCUCUGAGGAGAACGGCCCCAAUGAUCUCAACAUUUUCUAUGUCAAUUUCACUACCCCAGACCACCACGGUAUGUUCACCUUCGAGUUGGACUACAAGCGCCCAGGCUUGACUUUCAUUGAGGACAGACGCGUGGUUUCUGUGAGGCACUUGGCAAACGAUGAGUACAAGCGCUCAUGGGACAUUCCAAACUCGUGGUUGUACAUGACCAGUUUUGCAGCCGUUGUUAGUGCAUGGUUCUUGUUCGUGAUGAAUUUCAUGUACAUCGGCGAGAAGCGUCCUACGUCAGCCGAGAAAGAGACUACCGAGAAAAAAUAA